Messenger RNA from Aureobasidium melanogenum CBS 110374, 498 nucleotides. RefSeq lists its product as uncharacterized. The annotation marks the transcript as partial. The record is from RefSeq and is a predicted model, not a curated record. Lineage: Eukaryota; Fungi; Ascomycota; Dothideomycetes; Dothideales; Saccotheciaceae. The transcript has 3 exons.
UUUCACGCAGCAAAUCUACAUCAUAUGGGUGAUUUCAAGAUCAUCUGGACUGAGCGACUGCAAGAUCAUCUUCGGCACAGUCGAAAUGCGAAACUAUCAUCAUGCCGGAUCCUGGAUUGCUUACACUGCUCCGAUGUCGGGAGCGCGUUCCCAUCCCAGUUCUUGGAGGGGACCUUGCAGAGUCUGGCUGUUCUGCUCCCGAAGUACAAUCGUGCAAGCCAGCGUUGGAUUGAUAGAGAGCACGUUACAGCCGGAAACCAGCCACCAAAUCUCAACGCUCGUGAAAGUAACUGGUAUGAGCAUUGGGGUCAGCGCUUGUCGAUGGCAAAAAACAUAUUCGAUCAGACCGAGCCGAACACACUUUCUCAGUGGUGGCACGACACGCGGAACUCGAGUAGAAGGACGACUUUUUGGAUCGGCGUUUUGGGCGUCAUCCUGGCUGUGACCUUUGGUUUUGUACAAUCCGUUGUUGGGAUCAUUCAGGUUGUAAGGUCUUAG